Physcomitrium patens is the source of this 594-nucleotide messenger RNA. RefSeq names its product large ribosomal subunit protein uL29. Gene Ontology annotation, cellular component: ribosome; cytosolic large ribosomal subunit. The record is from RefSeq and is a predicted model, not a curated record. Gene Ontology annotation, molecular function: structural constituent of ribosome; mRNA binding. Gene Ontology annotation, biological process: translation; maturation of LSU-rRNA from tricistronic rRNA transcript (SSU-rRNA, 5.8S rRNA, LSU-rRNA). Lineage: Eukaryota; Viridiplantae; Streptophyta; Bryopsida; Funariales; Funariaceae.
AAAUUAGGGUUUCGGGGUUGUGGGUUCUCGGUACUAGGGGCACAGGCGGACAACAUCAACUCCCUCUUCCCGACCUGUUGCGGUCGCACUAGCCGCUGCUUCGUCUCUCAUACCACCUUGCGCGUCCGAAUCUCUAUUACAAUGGCCAAGAUCAAGGUUCACGAGCUCCGUAGCAAGAGCAAGAAUGAACUUCUUAACCAGUUGAAGGAGCUGAAAGCAGAGCUUGCUGCUUUGCGAGUGGCCAAGGUUACCGGAGGGGCGCCCAACAAGUUGUCCAAGAUCAAGGUGGUUAGGCUUUCAAUCGCCCAGGUGCUAACCGUCAUUUCCCAGACACAAAAGGCUAGCCUUCGUGAAGCGUACAGCAAGAAGAAGUACAUUCCUAUUGACCUGCGCCCGAAGAAAACUCGCGCUAUUCGCAGGAGGCUGACCAAGCACCAGGCAAGCAUGAAGACUGAGAAACAAAAGAAGAAGGAAGCUUACUUCCCUAAGAGGAAGUUUGCAGUGAAGGCUUAGAAUUCAUCUGUGGCUUGUGGCAGAUCCUUUUUUUGUUAACCUUUUAAAAGUGAAGAUUCCUGUUUUCAGCCUCAGACCUAA